AUGGCACUUAGUUAUACUCAAGACUCAGAAGAUCAGUACACUGAGGAUAGUGAUGAGUUUGAGGAAGAAGAAAUGAAUUAUUGGCUUCAACGAUGCUCUAUCUGUUUCGACGCUCGUCUUGAGUUGUGCUUAGAGCUCUGUAGAGACCAGUUCUGUCAGGAAUGCUUCGGAUUGUAUGUUACCGAAGUUGUAAAGUCUUCUUGGGGACUAGGAGUUACUCAAAUACAAUGCCCUGUCUGCCAACGUACGGUCCCCAAGUCAGAAUGGAGCAAAUAUGUGUCUCCGGCUGUACUAGAACACUACAACAAAUUCAAUCAACCCUACCGCAGCUACACCCGUGCUUGUCCCUGUUGCGAGACUGAAAACAAGCCUCUUGACUACACGAAAAGGAACAAGGAUGUAAAUCAUCUUUAUGCAUCAUAUAAACUUCUUAAAGACAGCCUUGGUAGCUGCACUCAAGAAGGUCACACGGAACAUCCAAGCCAUGAGGACAUUAGGCAUGCCACAUGGAUGAUUGAAAACCCGUCUUGGUCACAGAAUAACACAUUACCAGAGAUAUAUGAGCAUCUGCUCAAUGCCAUCAAGAAGUUUGACCUGCAUCAUCCUCACCUGCCUUCCGUGGGCACUACUAUAGCCGAGCAUUUGUGUCAAACAAACAUGAGCUCCGAUACCUGGCGCACAAUUCAAUUCACUCACAUCCGAAAUUUCCCAGAUAUUACAUGCUCAAAGUGCAAUACAGACUUCUGCUUACAAUGUGGUGAAGAUAAGCACGCGAGCCAGUCGUGUGAGGAUAACAUGAGAAAUAAGUUGGAAGACAGCCAAUUAUCGGUAGAUCUAGCCAAGACAAUUGAAUGGAAGCUGGAAAAUAGUCGGCGCUGCCCAAAUUGUUCAAUCAUGAUUCACAGAGACGAAGGAUGUAAUAAGGUCGAUUGUUCCUUAUGUGGCUUUAGUUUUUGUUGGAUGUGCCAGUUACCGUGGUCACCAGAUUGUGGCUUCUACCGCUGCUCAUCUUCGCCAGACUCCCAAAUAAUGGAGAAGGCUGGGAUUGCUCAUACAAAGGCCGAAUUGGGUGUACCCAAUGUCCAUGCCUUGCGACAGAGGAGCAUUUACUAA
This is a messenger RNA of Phycomyces blakesleeanus NRRL 1555(-), 1113 nucleotides long. RefSeq lists its product as hypothetical. The record is from RefSeq and is a predicted model, not a curated record. The transcript has 7 exons. The coding region runs from base 1 to 1113 and encodes 370 amino acids. Gene Ontology annotation, cellular component: cytoplasm; ubiquitin ligase complex. NCBI's taxonomy places the organism in Eukaryota, Fungi, Mucoromycota, Mucoromycetes, Mucorales, Phycomycetaceae. Gene Ontology annotation, biological process: positive regulation of proteasomal ubiquitin-dependent protein catabolic process; protein polyubiquitination; ubiquitin-dependent protein catabolic process. Gene Ontology annotation, molecular function: ubiquitin conjugating enzyme binding; ubiquitin protein ligase activity; zinc ion binding.